CUCAGGGACACAAAUGUAAUUUCUCAAAAAAAGUUACAAGCGAUCCUGGCCCUCCGUCCUAAAUUCUCCGGACAUCCUUCUUUUUCCUCAGGUGGAGAUUUUAUUCUCUAUUUUUGGUUGAAAGAAAAGGAGUGGAAGAGCAAUGGAAUACACGGCGGAGCAGCAACGGUACCAACAGCAAUACCAAUAUCAGCAGCAGGCAUAUGAAUAUGAUCCUUCUCAACACGAUCAAUCAGCCGCCUACUACGCCUACGCCAAUCAACAACAACAACAGCAAUACCAGUAUUACCCUCCUCAGGAAUCUUAUUCCCAACAAUACCCCCAGUUUUAUCAAGAAGCCGCUCCCAUUCACCCACCCGGCGUCCCCUUGGACCACCACAAUCAGGCCACCGUUUUUUAUCCUCCGCAGUCUGCUGUGGAGCCUCAAUAUCAGCAGGUAAUUGCGGCAUCGGGUUCGGAUUCCGCCACUGCGGCGGCGAAUUUUGUGGGGAAUAUUGAUAUAGUUCAGAGGGAUAAUCCGCCUCCUCAGAUGCAAACUGCAUAUAGGGGUGGAAGAAGGGGUGGUAGGCCUUUUAGAGGGGGCAGCCGGGGUCAUGUUGGUAACCGUGGCCUCAGACCAGAUGGCACUGCACCUCCUCGUAAUAGAGGUCAUGGCCACAGUGGCAGCAGGCACUUUGCUUCAAAUGGUGUGACAUCAUCGUUUUCAAAUUCUGUAUUGGAUCCAAGCAGUGCAGCUGCUGUAAUGCCACCUUCAGCAUUAGUUCCUGGUCAAUCAACAGUAGCAGCUCAGGUACCUGCUGCUCCACUCUUGCCACCUCCACGUAUGGCUUGGUGUGAACUUUGCAGGGUUGAUUGCAACAGACCAGAAAUCCUGGAGCAGCAUAAGAAUGGAAAGCGACAUAAGAAAAACUUGCAGGCACAUGAAGAGAUGCAGAAGCUGAACAAAGUCAUAACUGGACAACAAAGUGUGCAAGUUCCCAAUUCGGGAUCAGAAGUUGUUAAAUUGAAGAAAGUUGAGGCAUCUGAGGAAAAACAACAACAGGAAACUUCACCCUCCUUGGCUGCCACUAAUGACAAUAAGAAAGAAACUGAGAAGCAGAAAGACAUAGUGAAUAAGUCUGAGGUGUCUACUACUGAUCCUGUAGAAGCUAAAAUGAAAUUAAAGGAUCCCUCUGAAGCUAGGGGACGUGGUUUCAAGCGUAAGAUGAGAGGGGGACGAGGGAGUAAAUAUAUGAAAUGCAAUGAAGGACCUAGGAGACCAGUUGAGCCUCCCAAACCAAAGGGGGGUAUUCCUUUUAUGUGUGAGUUGUGCAACGUCAAGUGUGAAUCUCAAGUGGUUUUUAACAGCCAUUUGGCCGGUAAAAAGCACGUUGCAAAUCUGAAGAGGUUUCAUGGGCACCAGGCUUUAUACGGAGAAGCAGGGCUUCAAGCACUUUAUCCUCCUAAUUUUAAUGCUUCAUCAUCUUCCUUCAUCCCUCAAAUUCAACAAGGCCUUACUGACCCACAAGUUGUUUUAGCUCAGCUGUUAACUUAUGUCCUUAGUCAAGCCCAGGUCCCUGGGUUAGCAGCCCCUCAGUUAUCUCUACCAGCAGCAACAUUGGCACCAGCACAAAUACCAUUAUCAAGUUCGGAUAACCAGUAUCCCCAUAUGUUUACUCAAGGUUCAUUAGCCACAUCAGAAAUGAGGGAAGUGACCAUGAAGGCAGAAGCUGAAACUGGGCAGCAUUAUAGUGCGGCAAAGUCUGAAGCCUCGCCAUUUGCGGGAAAUAACAAAGCAGAGAGUCAAACUUCAGAAUCUGAAAAGAAUGACAUGAGUCGGCAACAAUCUUUCACUGCUAAGUUUGAAGUUCCACCUACAGCAGGAAGUGAUGUAAAGGUGGGGAAUGGAGCGUUAGAUUUGGAAAAUAAGGCAGUCAUGCCUCCCAUGGAUAACCCUACUUGUGCAACGUCGGAAUAUCUGGCCAUUGGAGACAAGCCAUUUCUGUCAUCAACAUCAGAGUGUAAAACAGUCUCCUUGGACCCAGUUGAUGAGUCAGGAUCAAACAACGAUUCGGAGGAACCAGAGGAGGAUCCAGAAGAGGAAGUAGAGGAUGAUUCGGGGGAGCAAAAUAAAUAGCCAAUUGAGUUGUGCAAAAUACUGUUAGUCUCUCCACAUUUGCCCCUUUUAAUGUGACAACAAUUUGUUGGUUCAAGUAUUCUUAUUUAUAAUUAAAAUGGUAGACCUCAUCUUGAAUUUAUAAAUAAUAACUUGU
Durio zibethinus is the source of this 2252-nucleotide messenger RNA. RefSeq lists its product as uncharacterized. NCBI's taxonomy places the organism in Eukaryota, Viridiplantae, Streptophyta, Magnoliopsida, Malvales, Malvaceae. Gene Ontology annotation, molecular function: zinc ion binding; nucleic acid binding. The record is from RefSeq and is a predicted model, not a curated record.